This is a messenger RNA of Seriola dumerili (greater amberjack), 2381 nucleotides long. It is a transcript of the gene slc25a33, whose product is annotated as solute carrier family 25 member 33. The coding region runs from base 157 to 1098 and encodes 313 amino acids. Gene Ontology annotation, cellular component: mitochondrion. Lineage: Eukaryota; Metazoa; Chordata; Actinopteri; Carangiformes; Carangidae. The transcript is spliced from 7 exons. The record is from RefSeq and is a predicted model, not a curated record. Gene Ontology annotation, biological process: pyrimidine nucleotide import into mitochondrion. Gene Ontology annotation, molecular function: pyrimidine nucleotide transmembrane transporter activity.
CUCCGCCCCGAGCUGACAGCUACACCGAGCCGGUACAGAGGCACGGACUAACGGCAUCACACCGGAAUCACAUCACCGUAACUCUGUUAUUUCACUUGGGGACGAUUUUAACUGAAACAUAAUAAGAAUAUGGUGGCUUUUUGAAAAAAGACAAAGAUGGCACAGAAAGACACGCUGCUACAUCUCUUCGCCGGGGGGUGUAGUGGUACGGUGGGAGCCAUCGUGACCUGCCCCCUGGAGGUGUUGAAGACACGGUUGCAGUCCUCUGGCCUCACCCUCCGGCCUGUCUUCCAGGUCCAGCUAGGCACCCUAAGUGGCACUGGGGUUAUCCGUCCGGGGACUGUGACACCUGGGCUGCUGCAGGUCCUACGAUCAAUUCUUGAAAAAGAGGGACCAAGAUCACUUUUCCGUGGUCUGGGGCCGAACCUUGUUGGUGUGGCCCCCUCAAGAGCCAUUUACUUUGCUGCAUAUUCGAAAUCUAAAGAAAUGUUCAAUGGGCUGUUCGUCCCUAAUAGUGGAGUGGUGCACAUGUCCUCUGCUGGUGUUGCAGCUUUUGUUACUAACUCUCUGAUGAACCCCAUCUGGAUGGUCAAGACCAGGAUGCAGCUGGAGAAAAAAGCCAGAGGAGAGAAAAAGAUGAAUGCACUGCAGUGUGCUCGCUAUGUUUACAAAACGGAAGGGAUCCGGGGCUUCUACCGAGGCCUGACUGCAUCUUAUGCUGGCAUCUCGGAGACCAUGAUCUGCUUCCUCAUCUAUGAGACACUAAAGAAACACCUCGCCAAGAGCCAAUUUGCCUCCCCGAAUAGCGAAAACGAGAAAGGAGCAUCAGACUUCCUGAGACUGAUGUUGGCAGCUGCUUUUUCAAAGGGUUGUGCAUCCUGCAUCGCCUACCCACAUGAGGUCAUACGGACGAGGCUGCGUGAGGAAGGCAGCAAGUACAAGUAUUUCUUCCAGACAGGGAGGUUAAUAGCGGUGGAGGAAGGUUAUGCAGCUUUUUAUAGAGGACUCAUUCCACAGCUAAUUAGACAAAUCCCUAACACAGCCAUCGUCCUCUCCACUUAUGAACUCAUUGUCCAUCUGUUGGGAGACUCCAAAUGAAGACAUGUUUGAAAGUUGGCGUUUUCCAGACAAAGCCUGAGACACACUGGGCAAGAGACUUUUGAAAAUGCAACACAUACUGUACAUAUUUUGAUGUGGUGCUACAGAGACUUUUAUGGUGGAACUGAAGCAGGUUGUACUGUUAUCCAAAGAGCUAAAUAGAUUAUUUUAUUGAAAGCUUGAUCGUUAGGAGUUUAUCAAAAACAAUUCAAGAAGUCGUGGUACUUAUUGAAACUCCAAACCUGUGAAAAAGGUCAUCUUCUUAGAGGACUAGUGCUAAGUUAACUAAGUUAUUUUAUGUUUUGUUAUUUUAUGACGGUGUUUGUUUCUUUUUAUCAGUGGUAAAUGUACCAUCACACAUGACUGUGCAGGCCGACUCAUUAAGUUAACAAAGGGAGGUUAUUCAGAUUAAGUGCAAGUAAUACUGCUGUCCCUUGCAGUGUAAUGACCACAGACCAUUUUGAGAGUUUUGUUUCACAAAAAUAAUGUGCUGGUUUUGAAGUUGGAAUUACAGAGAAAUUUCAUAUUUUUCAUUAAUAUAUAUAUAUAUAUAUAUAUAUAUAUACACACACACAUAUAUACAGGCUUAUGUGUAUUUUUUUUUCUUUGAGAAAAAGAUGGUCACCUUUUACAAUAUAAUGGGAACUUAGAUGCUGUUUUGACCAGUGGCUCAAUAAACUGCAUCAAGAAACUACAUCAGUUGGUUGUUGAUCUUAAUACUGACGCAAUAAUUCAGAAAUCUGCCUUUAGUUAGUACCAAGCACAAGAGUAGAGCAGGGUUGUUUCACUGUCAAUAUGGCUCAAUAACUGAAAUAUCAGAAUAUGUGAGGGACUAAUUGGCUGGUCCUGUUCUGAAACUCGUAUAUUCUGCUUAAUUGAUUUAAUCAGGGCCUUGUACCUUGUGUCAACAUUAAGGUUUGGCUAAAAUGGCAGACUACUGAUUUUUAUCUUGUUAAUUUCACAUGCAGAAGUGCAAAGUACAUGAAGGAAAUGUAUGUGAGGGUGUGGUAGAAAACAACACCCGAGAGAUACAAAAGAUUAAAAUACUGUACAAUACAGGAGGAAUGUGGGUGAAAAGUCUUCAGUCAGAACUUCCUUUUAACAAAUUUAAUUUUAUCCCACUUUUGAGACUUAAAUUUCUCUAGAUAUAAGUAUAAUCCCUACAAUGUGUAGUAGAGGUUCUCUUCUGCUUGCUACUUGUGUUUAUACAAUGACUGAAUCCCAAGAUGUGCUUUCUAAUCAUUUCCUUCUACAUACUGUCAUUUGCUGAGAAUGUAUUACUG